This is a messenger RNA of Schistosoma haematobium, 10445 nucleotides long. RefSeq names its product regulator of nonsense transcription (gene UPF3A). Gene Ontology annotation, biological process: positive regulation of translation; nuclear-transcribed mRNA catabolic process, nonsense-mediated decay. The record is from RefSeq and is a predicted model, not a curated record. The transcript has 2 exons. Gene Ontology annotation, molecular function: mRNA binding. Lineage: Eukaryota; Metazoa; Platyhelminthes; Trematoda; Strigeidida; Schistosomatidae. The coding region runs from base 3481 to 4164 and encodes 227 amino acids. Gene Ontology annotation, cellular component: cytoplasm; nucleolus.
GCAUCCAAUGUCGAAGACUUCAUAUGUUUUGGCGAUUUCUUCAUCGCUACAACUUCUUCAUAUAGCUGAAGCCAUAGAAUAAAGAAAUUGCGACAUUUCAACAACUGUUGUAAAUACAAGUCGUUGAGCUUCCCAUUUAUCCAAAUCUGUUGAUCAACUUUAUUGAAUCAUCUCGGCGGCCUAUCCGGGUUUCGUGUUUCGAAAUGGUCAGAGGAUUGCCUGCAAAGGUCAUUGUGAGAGGGCUGCCUCCUAAAUUAAGUGCUGAUGAUUUCAUCAGGAUUGUUGACCCGCUACCCUCUCACACCUACUUUAGGUUUUGUGGUGCUGAUGACUCAUUGGGUGGUCUGGGGCUGACGCGGGUUUACAUUACAUUCAACGACAUAGAUUCUCUAUUUGAUUUCAAAGAAAGGUUUGAUGGCUACAUUUUUUUGGAUAGCGAGGUAGUCCUAGUUUUUUAGUUACUCGUUCAGGGAAAUGAGUCCUCUGCACUUGUAGAGUUUGCCGUUUGCCAGGCAUUGGCGAUUGCUAAAGGCUCUUCAGACGAUAAUAAGGGAGGGAAAGUGGACAAAAAACAGGGUUCCUUGUUGAAAGACUCAGCAUAUUUGAAGUUUAUGAACUCGCACUCUGCUGAAGUUUGUGCCGAAAUAUCUGAAUCAGAGUCUAAAAAAACUCCCUGGGAAUCCAUUUUAGAUGAUCUCCAAAACAAGGAAGCGAACGCUCUUCAGGUUAGUGCGAUAAUGCAAUAUUAUUUUUUCAUCCUUAAUAUUCAGUUUGUAGUCUUGAUCAUUCGUACGUAUAUAUUGUUAAAUAGGGAUAAAAUUCUCAAAGAUUGCUGCAAACAUUUUGCCCAUAGUCUUCAGUAAUAAGGAUAGUAGGUUGGUGAACCUGUGUUAGUCCUGACAGAUUGCCUUCCAGUGAAGGUUCAGCUCCUUGAAAAUAUUGACUGAUGGGACUGGUACCACUUGUUUGGGUAAGCCGUUCCAAUCAUUGACUACUCAAUGAGAAAAACGGGACCCCACUUUAAGUUUAUUAGAUCGCAGCUUGUGGACCUUCUUGCUAUAACCUCGGAAAUUAUUAGUGCUUGAGGGAGCAAAAAAGAGAAGACAUUAACACCCAAAUCACCAUUAAAGAUACGAAAUGCUAGUGUAUGGUCACUUUGCGUCCUACGAUACGAGAAGGGUAAAAGGUUUAGGCAUUUUAAGCUAUCAUCGUAAGGGAGUUUGGGAAGACCUUUUACUAAUUUUGCUUCCGAACGCUGAACAUGCUCAAGUGAAUUGAUAUUCUUUAUCGGACAUGGGCUAGGUGCCUGGAUACAGUACUCUAAGUGUGGUCUUACAUAGGUUGGAUAUAAAAUUCGAAAAAUUUCCUCGUCAAAGCAUUUGAAUGCUCGGCAAAGUGACCAUAACUCACGGUAACAUUUGGCAGCAGCUGCGAUGAAAUGCGUAGUUGUUUUCAAGUCAUGACUUUUUGUACUUGAACUCGAAGAAGUGAUAUACCAUCAAUAAUAUAAUGGUAACUACUACCAUACGACUGUAAAGUUUAAAUUUGUCAGUGAUGCUUUCAUCCUUAGGAUUGACGUAGUCAUUAUAUGGUAUUUCCAGCCCUACGUAGUGAGUAAUCGAAAAGUCAAUUUAGAACCACAUGUUCUUAGUAUCUACAAAGAAAAGAAAUAUUGAAUACUGCAGGACAUCUAUCCAUGUUCAUUCAAGAUACCUUGCAUUAAAUUGACCGUGUUAAACUUGGAAGAUCGUAAGGUGACUACAGUGUGUUGUGGCAUUACAUACUACAAAAGUUGAUUUGUUAUGUUAUUAGGGGUUAAUGGCAAUGUAAUUAGUUUGUCUAUCUCUGAUCGACACGAGUUACCCUUGAAAGGUUCUCAUCAUCUGGUUAUAAGCUAGUUGUUUCCUUUCGAUAGUUCAUCCAUGUUUUGUGCCUAUACAUUUCAAAAGUUCGCAUUGGAGUAAUUUUGAGGAUCGUGAAAUGUAAGCUCAAGUGAAGGUAGCCCUUCAAGGGUUUUCUAAAGGCUUCGUCGUCGUAGUGCGAGAUUUAGAUAGUUAUAUCUGGUCCUCAAAUUAUGAGUAAGCUAGUCUUCUAUACAGCGUUACAAAAAUUUCUCGAUUUUCAUUAGCUACUGUGUUGGAUAACUCCUGAGUGAAUGUUUAAAGCGUUGGUUCCCAACCACUAACUUGAAAGCCCAGAUUUUCCCACAUACCUCGGCCUUAGUAGCCAGGUAAAAUUGCUGGCCCUUGCACAAAAUGUGGGCAUUUGUGGUAACUGAUAUAGUCGGUGACGGUGUUGUUUCCUAAAUGUAAAUGUUUCAAAGCCAAAAGUAACAUAGUUAGCUGGGAUGGACAAAUAAAUAAAGUACAUUAUUAACUUAAAGCACAUAUGAUAGGUUAUUCGAUCAUUCACUAAUCCUUCAGUUAAAAUGUUAAUUUUUUUGUAUGGAAGUAAUAUAAGUUGUCUUUGUCAUUGCAUAUGGAAUAAUUCAUAUUGCUUCUGCCUGUCCAUAAGCUUUCCACAUAUCACAAUUUCUAUUAUCACCUGAAUAACUUACUGAGCGUUUCGUACGGUGCUAGUUACUGUUGUGUACAAUGGAAUGCAUAAAGGGGAAAGAACAAAUAUCUUUGGCACGCCACUAGUGUUGGUGUGUUUACGGUUGUAGAAAAAAGAUACGUGAGGCUUCUCUCCUUCGCUCAGCGUUUUAUCUCAAAACACAACCCAUUCUCCAAUAUUGACUAUUUCGUCACUAAAUAUUUCUUUCUUGAUAAUGUACUAGUUUCUAGCUAUAAAAAGCUUAUAAAUUCCCACGUGAAUUCCCAUGAAUAAUUUUACCCUACAUUCUUUUCCUUUCUGCAUGAUGCUGAUGGUCAGAUUAAACGUCUGACUACUCAUCAUUAUCACCUAUUUGCUAUCUCACUAGUGCGUGAAAAUAUUAUUUCUACCUCGUGUAAGUAGUGUCGUUAUCUUUCUGAUUAUCCGUACUGUUUGUCUGCAUAUUUCUAUCUUUAUCCGUCUAUCCAACGACCUGUUUACCAAAUACGAGUUUAUGUUCUUAGCUUUACCGUUUGUUUGAGGGUUUCUACCCGGUUACCCAAAUCAAGUAGUGUCAAACUUGUAACAUGCUGGGUUAAACCCGGAUUUUCUAAUCAUCAAGAUAUCGCAUAUGUAUACGUAUUAAACCUCCGGAUGAUUGUUUUGUAGACACAAACUGUCACACCACUUUUAACCUACCUAAAUAACCGUGGUGGAGAUAUUAGACGUAAAGAUGAAGAAUCAUCACGUCACAGGCAGUUUAGACAAGGUAAUGCAUCUGUCAUCAAGAAAACGCCGAAAGUAGACAAAUCUGUACGAAGUCAUCCAUCAGUUAGGCGACCUCAUGAAUUAAAACGUAUUUCUUCUGAUCGCAUUUGCGAGGUUUCAAACAAAGAAAACCCUCAACAUAAUAGCACGGAAGAUUUAACGAGAGUUGAUCCAAAAAUGCAAAAGAAUAAGAAUUCAGAAAAGUUGAUCACAUUGGAUGCAAAUGAAUUUCCUGCUAUGCAAAGUUCCUGUCAGCGUCCAAACAGGUCUACAAAUCAGUGUUCGAGUUGGCCAUCAUUUCGGGCAUCAAACAUUUCAGAUGCAACUUCAGAAAAACCUAGUGCAUCAGCGUCCAGAAAAUCAGCCAUUGUAGCGGACUCAAAACCAUUUUCGGGGAUUUCGGAUUCUAGUUCAGAAAAUAGGGUUAGAAUAAACCUUUCAGAAUUAGAAGGACACAAAUCAUCAGAAUGUGUGAUAAAACCAACAUCAAAAGAAUCACUACCAAAAUGUCAAAACGAACAAACUUUGAACAGCCAAAGUGAGCCAAAACAUAACGACCAGAGUUCAACUCAAGGCAACGCUUUACGAACUAAAAAGGGGAAUUAUUUCUCUGCCCGUCCAUCUGCUUCUGUCAAUCAAACGCGAAAACACUCAAUAGUACCAGCCGGAGGAAAACGGGAUUCAGAUGCAAAUAUGCAGAAUUACACUUCAUCCUGUCAGGUUGAUGACCAAGAAAAUGAAUUUAGUCAUGAACGAUACAACAACUUUUCGAAGUCUGGGAUUCGUGGUCGCGAUAACCGACGUGGUACCGUCUCCAGUCAUGAGGUACUUCAUAAUUCGUCUCGCGAUUCCUAUAAGUAAGUAUUGUCAUAUCCACUUGUUUCAUAUUCUUUACUACAUAUAAAUGUCAUUUAUUUUCUUCAGCGUCAAUUCCUAACGCCUUCUAGUUUCCUUUUAUCCUGAUCGCAUAAUGCAUUUGGGGCUAUGAUUGUCUUUUUACAAUUACAUUUUAACUACAAUUAUCUGUUUUAGAUUCUCUUUCGUAAAGCAAUCAAAUUGUUAAAUCAACAAAAAUAUGUGUAUCUUCAUUUUUAUUUGGUACUUCCAGCUCAUUCUGAUGUAGGUAAAAGUGAAUAAUAGAUUAAUCAUGUGUUUUCUGGGUUAUAUAAAUGGUGAUAAUUUCAGUUCAUAAGAAAGGUCAAGGGAUCUUUUUAAUGACCAUAAAAUGAUUAUUUUGACUAAUAUUGUCCUGAGGCUUUUGACCCACCAGCGUAAAUCGAUUUUAUAGUUUAUUUUGCUUAUUGGUUUCUUUUCAAACGUUCCUUAAAACUGUUGAACCAUUUUAGGGAUAGGUUCAGUGGCAGCAAAUGAAAUUUGGUAUUUAGAAUGUUAUGUUUCUUGUAUACAUACUAUGUUACGUAAUGUCUUUAACAAAAAUAAAAGCUUUUACAACUUCUAUACUUACUUACGUCUGUUGCCCCUCACGGAGGAGCAUAAGCCACCCACCAGCACUCUCCAUCUAACCACGUCCUGAACAAUCCUUUCCAGUUGCCGUUCAUCCUUUUCAUGUCCACUUCCGGUUACCGACGCAGUGUGUUCUUCGGCCUUUCACUUCUCCGUUUCCCUUCAGGAUUCCAAGUUAGGGCUUGCCUCGCAUUGCAGUUUGGUGAUUUCCACAAUGUAUAUCCUGUCCACUUCCAACGUCUUUUCCUUAUCUCCUCUUCAGCUGGAAGCUGGUUUCUUCUCUCACAUAGUAGGCUGUUGCUGAUGGUAUCCGGCCAACGGACAUUCAGUAUCUUACGUAGACAAUUGUUUAUAAAUACUUCUACCUUUUUGAUGAUGGUUGUGGUAGUUCUCCAAGUUUCAGCUCCAUACAGUAGAACUGUCUUGACGUUCGUAUUGAAGAUUCUGACUUUGAUAUUAGUUGACAGUUGUCUUGAGUUCCAUAUGUACUUCAGUUGUAGGAAUGCGGACCUUGCUUUGCCAAUCCUCGCCUUUACUUCUGCAUCAGAUCCUCCUCGUCCGUGAAAGAUUCCACAUCUUCCAUAGCUUCUCCAUCAAGUGUGAUUGGGUUGGUGCUCUUCGUAUUGUAUUUGAGGAUCUUGCUUUUUCCUUUGUGUAUGUUGAGGCCUACGGAUGCAGAGGCUGCUGCUACACUAGUUGGCUUCAUCUGCAUUUGCUCGUGUGUAUGGGAUAGAAGGGCCAGGUUAUCUGCGAAGUCCGAAUCUUCUAAUUGGUUCUGAGCUGUCCAUUGUAUGCCGUGUUUUCCCUCAGAUGUCGAGGUUUUCAUAAUCCAGUCGACCAUCAAAAGGAAGAGAAACGGAAAAAGUAAUCAGCCUUAUCUGACUUCGAUCCUCGCUUGGAAUGAAUCUGUUAGCUGUACUCCAUGCAGCACUUUGCACUGUAGUCCGUCGCAUAAACUCCGUAUGAUAUUGACGAUUUUCUCAGGUAUACCAUAGUGUUGAAGUUUCCCUAGGACGCAUCCCAAACAUGAUAGCAUUGUUGCUUGAGGCGGUUGAAAGGCUGUAUUUUAUUAGUUCAGGUGUUGACGCAGACCAGUCCUGAAGCAACAACUUGCAUUUAGAGGGAUAGAAGCGCAUCCCAAACAUUCUGGCAUUGUUGCUUAGUGCUACCAAAAGACUCUGCAUUUUAUCGGCGUCUUCACCAAACAGGACUAUAUCAUCUGCGUAUUCUAAGUCGAUAAGUGGACCUUCUGGUAGGAGAUCAAUACCCGAGAAUUCAGUCGAGAAUGUUAUUUCCAUCAGUAGGUCUAUGAUGAAGUUAAACAGAAAUGGAGAAAGUGGACAGCCUUGACGGACACCACUUGAGGUUGCAAAAGUAGAUGACAGUUCGCCAUAAGCUCUGACUCGACUAGUAGCGUUCGAGUAAAGAGCCUUUACAAGGUUUAUGUACUUCUGGGGUACGCCUUUCAAUGACAGACACUGCCACAGAAUCUCGCGGUCUACUGAGUCAAAUGCUGCUUUUAAGUCAAGAAAGACCACCAUUGUCGGACGUCGAUAAGUAUGCCUGUGUUCUAGAACCUGACGAAUGGUGAAUAUGUGGUCGAUGCAGCCACGACCAGGUCUGAAGCCAGCUUGGUUCUCUCGUGUUUGCAGUUCACGAGUCUUAGUUAGGCACUCGAUAAUUAUUGAUUAAGGGCAUCCAACCACCUUUCUCCAUUGUCCCAUUCAAGCAGUGGGCUCAGACAGGGUUGCCCGAUCUCACCAUUCCUCCUCAACUUUGCCAUCGAUGACAUUCUGGAAACAGCUCUGAUGGAUGUAAGUAAUGGUGGUGUGGAUCUGUUGCCUGGAGAGAGACUUCUCGACCUUGAUUAUGCAGAUGAUAUUGUCUUAUUGUGCGAUGAUAUCCAAGCCAUACAAUCCUCGCUUAGUCAGCUCCCUUAGGAACUGCGUGUGCUUUGCACCUUCGAAUUGCAAAGUACUUUUACAAGACUGACAGGACCCUGAUCCUACACUCACCCUGGAUGGUGAGCAGAUAGAAGUAAUCGAGAAGUUUGUGUAUCUGGGUAGCUACACAAGUGCUGGUGGUGGCGUGAGUGAUGAGAUCAAUACACGUAUAGUGAAAGCCAGAGCAGCUUAUGCCAAUCUGGGUCAUCUUUGGCGCCUUCGUGAUGUCAGCCUGGCUGUAAAAGGUCGGAUCUACAACGCGUCGGUGAGAGCAGUUCUGCUCCAUGCUUGUGAAACCUGGUCUUUUCGAGUUGAGGAUGUUAGGCAACCCUGUGUCUGAUCAUGGUUGUGUUCGAAGGAUUGCUGACAUCGAGUGGCAUCACCAUGUUAGUAAUGCAGAGCUUCUGCAUCGUGUGUUCAGGCACAGAGACGAUAAUGCAAUUUGUGUCACCAUCUUGAAACGUCGACUUCAGUGGUUUGGACAUGUUCUACGAAUGUCGUUCCAGAGAGUUCCACGUCGUACAUUUUUUGGUGUCUCUGGGACUGAUUGGAAAAAGCGGAGAGGUUGUCAAAUUAUGAUACGAUGUUGUGGUGUGAAAGGAAGUCGUACAAUACUUGCAUCUGUUUGUCCUUCACGAUAUCCUGGUUGGGGUGCUAAAGAUAAUGCAACACACAGUGUCUAGAGACGUUAUCAAAAGUGGAUCAGAAUAAAAGCCAAUGGCGAGCUUGCUGUAGUUUUCUUUUACUUCACAAAAAUGAACCUAACUUUGUCUGAAUAAUUCGUUCUGACUAUAUUAUUCUUAACGUCACUGUUUCUCGCGUUAUGAUUAUUAUUCUCACUAUUAUUAUUAUUUUUUCACACUAAUACAUCAAUUUCUCUUCGUUGUUCUCCUUUUUGUUGUACACACUUCACAUUAUCUAGCUCUUCACGACAUCAUCUUUAUUAUGUGGCGCAUAUGUAUUUUGUACUCCAUUGUACCAACGUUUAUUAAUUUAAAGAAACAUAUAACUAAAGUGUGGUUCUAUUCACGUUAAUCAUAUCUAAGUAUUACUCUUCAAUCUUUUUCUGUGCAUAAUAAUAUCACUAUAUGAUAUACUUUCUAGCAUUCGAUUAAUUAGCAACCUCAAGAGUUAAGCAUGGUAGCCAAAAUUUGUGGUGUAUGCCCUGAUUCGUAACUGGUUAGUUUUAUAAUAUACUUACGAAAAUUCAUGUAAUUAAAGCCAAGUAAAUUACAAUAUUUUACUUAUGACAUAAUUUCACCGCCAAAUAUGUUACAACUCUAAUUUGUUUAUGAAAUUUCAAUUCUUGAUCUAAUAGGGGAUCUCAACCGAGCUCCAGAGAGACUGUUAACCGUGGUUAUGACUAUCGAGGAGAAGGAGAGUCCGUCAGAAGUGACUAUUAUUCUGAUCAACAAAAUUCAAAUGCUCGGUUUUCUGGUGCUUCUCGAAAUUCGUGUUUUUCAAGCAAAGGUCGAGUAAAUUCAGUGAGCACUACCAGUUAUCGCCGUCCUGGUAAUUACGCUUCUCGUGGUCGUGGUUCUGGUUACUAAGUGGUAAUUAUUUUUUGUUUGUACAUAUUAAGUUUUCUUACUAACUGCGUUUUUUAAAACAUUUCAUGAGAGCUCUCACCCAUUGAUUUAAGAUAUAUAAUCAUAAUAAUCACACACUAACCAAUGGUUGUGACAUGAAAUUUACGACCUCUAUUUGAAUAUCUUUUAUAUAACCAACAUGUUGAAGGUUACCACCAGCAAAGAUCGAGACAUUGAUGUUUUUCAAUUAUUAAUUUGCAGCGUAUAAAAUUUUGAUGUAACUCAAAGUUUUUUGAAUAAUUUAACCCCUUUUGUUUGUUCUUCCUUACAGUAUCUUCACAAAUAAUUGAUUUUAUUGAAAUCUGCAGAUACAUAUUAAAAACAACCUGUUUUAUUGAUGCAACUCAUUUAAUUUACUUCUACUUAUGUACCCAUUUUAUCAAAUAAAAUUGUUUUUGUAUUUUAAUCGAUUACUGGCUGGUCUGUUGAAAUCACUUAACGAAGAAUGGGAUACAUCAAUUACAUCCCAUCCAUAAAUAUGUUUGAUUGAAAGAUAACUGUGUAAGACAAAUUUCGUAUUACAAAUUAUGAUAUCAAAAAUUAGUAAACAAGAAAUUAUCAGCCAUGUAGUAGUUUCAUAACCAGAAUCUUAAAGGUUAUUGGGUCGUAUAUAUUGCAAAUUAUCGAGUUGAAGCUCUUCUAAGAUUAUAGCGCACUUGCGUUGUAGAUAUUAAUUCUCUAAUAUGUGUAGUGCAAGCAAAAAACACAUUACUACAUUCGAACGCUCAUCACAAAUCACAAAAUAUACAUAGCUUAGAAAAUGAUAACCUGUACUUGUUUUGCGGUUGUGCAAAUAAAACCAGAAAUCCCAGUCAACUUUUCUUGUAUACUCAGUAUACAUGUAUGGUUCAAAAUUAUUGAUGUAAGUUCAACGAACCUACAAUUUUUAAUUACCUGAACACUUGGGAUACAUAGUGACAACAUCCUCUGGAAUUAUUUUACUCUUAAAAGUUUCACACACGGAUUUAACAACCACAAAGUUUGGAGCCCUGGAAAUCAAUAAAGAAUGAAUCUUCCCUGUAUGAUUUGCCAGCUGAAAGGACCAUUGACUUCCCACAUUAACUACACGAGCAACUCAUUCUUAUGAUUGGUAGACCAUCUUGUCACUGGAUGUAACUCUUCAAACAAACGAACAUUGAACUAAAGACUUAGAUUCACUGCCAUUGGCUUGCCUAAACUACUAAAUGGCCGAUAUUUUUUGAAACACAUCUUCAUGCCGGUGUUAUUGAUUACUGUAGGUCUAUUGUAAUUCUGGAAACAUGUUACACAUGAAUAGCAUUUAAUUUUUAACAGCUGUCUCGAAUCGUAAAGUGAUUUUUUAAUAUCAUAUGGCCCGUUAAAUAUCAUGUGACAAAACCGCCAAUCAGAACACCGACCUAUAUGAGCUUUUCCUUAUGCUAAACCAUUGAUGCGUUAAUCAGUACCAGCAGCCUUGAGUCAACUGAGUCCGUAUUGGUUUUCUGUAUCGCAACUUCUCGUCUAGUCCAACCCGUUCAGUCUAGGACACAAACAUCAGCCUCCGCUGCAUAAAUUGCAUGUUUCAAACAUAACUGGUUUAUAUACAAGCAGACAGGACCUGCAUCACACCAUAAAAUGAAAAAUAAUAAUUAUACUUCAUUAAGACACAAGUGGCUGUGUGUAUGAGAGACUGUAGCCAAUAAAUUAAGAAUGGUGAGUCGAAUAACCUUAGCCAAUCGGUCAAAUGAAAGUUGAUGAUAGAAGGAAUACGAAUAUAUAUAUAAUCUAGUUAAUGAUUAUCUAUUAAGAAUAUAUGUAAUAAUAGUCCCUAGCAGUUACCAUACAUUUAUUCUUUCGGAUGUAACAAUUUUCGUGGAAUUUUAAUUGUUUUACAAAACCUUCCGUUUAAAAUCUGACACCCACAAACCUCUAGAAAUGAUAUCAGCCUCACUGUUCAAAGUACUUUGAGAUAGCUUAACUCGUAACACAGUUUACGAGUUUCUCCUCAACUUGGAGAAUAAAUUCCUUUAAUUGUCUGAAACGAGGGUUCCCAUUGAGCAUUUAGAACUACCUUUCUGAAUUGUAGGAUAGAGGAAAGUACUGAGGGCAUGAAGUAAAUCGAAUCAAUGUUACACCAUUAAGAUCUCGUUUCCGUUGGGUGCGUGACACAUAUUUUGUUGCCAGUGUG